AACGCCUUUUGUGAGACCGGCAUGAAUGCAUCAGACGAGUCAAUCGAUGAUUAUACAUUACAAGUAGAAGGUUAUUCUUCUUCAUGUGAUGAAAAUACGAUAAAUCCUAAAAUUCAAGGGAGGAGAAUAGUAGAUUUCCGGUUCUUCAUGGAGCAAUUAUACGCUAUUGAUGCGCAUAGUGCAAAAUUUGGCUGCAGAUUGACUCACAUAAAAGUAUCAACAGAAAAACAAGUUGGUUUCUCAUCAACGUUUCAUGCAAAAUGUAUUAUGUGUGGAUCAAUUUUUACUAUUAAAACAUCGGAUGACAGUCACAAAAUUGAUAUUAAUUCAUCGGCAGUUUCUGGAACUAUCAUGACCGGCAUUGGUCUUUCCAGUCUUAACGAACUGGCUGCUUCUGUAGAUUUGCCGACUAUACCUUUCCGUUUAUACAGUAAAUGUCAUGACAUAGUUGCAGAAAUGUGGAAAAAUACUGCAGAAGAAACUAUGCAAAAAGCUGGUCAAGAAGAAGCUGAAGCUGCAAGAUUGCGAGGCGAUAUUAAUUCAGCAGGUGUUCCCAAAAUUGCAGUUCAAGCCGAUGCUUGUUGGAGCAAACACUCGUAUAAGUCAAAUUACUCUGCAUUAUCUGGUGUUGGCCGCAUCAUUGGAGAGCAUUCAGGAAAAGUUCUACAUAUAGGUGUUCGCAAUAAAUAUUGCGUAAUUUGCACUAGAGCGAAAAAAAAAGGUGUUGUUCCAAGAGUCCAUAAAUGCACAAAGAACCACUUUGGAUCUUCUACGAGUAUGGAACAGGCUAUACUAGUGGAAGGUUUCAAACAAUCAAUAAAGGAUAGGAACCUUAUAUAUAAAACUCUGAUAGCGGAUGGAGACUCAAGCACAUAUAAAAAUAUCCUUGAGAGCAGACCGUAUCCUGAUGUCCCCAUCCAAAAAAUUGAAUGUACUAACCAUUUACUGAGAAAUUACAACGGGAAAAAUUUAAAACUUUUGACAGACACCUCCAUACCACACUCAGAACGAAAGUUACUAAAUGAAGACCGUCAAAACAGAUUACGGAAAGCAAUUCGUGUGGCCGUAAAGCACCGAAAUUAAGAAAAUGGCACAGU
Molecule: messenger RNA, 1097 nt
Organism: Cydia strobilella
Lineage: Eukaryota; Metazoa; Arthropoda; Insecta; Lepidoptera; Tortricidae
Exons: 2
Coding region: 22-1083 (353 amino acids)
Source: RefSeq, a predicted model, not a curated record